This is a messenger RNA of Erinaceus europaeus (western European hedgehog), 2743 nucleotides long. It is a transcript of the gene ELOVL5, whose product is annotated as ELOVL fatty acid elongase 5. Lineage: Eukaryota; Metazoa; Chordata; Mammalia; Eulipotyphla; Erinaceidae. Gene Ontology annotation, cellular component: endoplasmic reticulum; endoplasmic reticulum membrane. The record is from RefSeq and is a predicted model, not a curated record. Bases 171 to 1067 code for a protein of 298 amino acids. Gene Ontology annotation, biological process: fatty acid elongation, monounsaturated fatty acid; fatty acid elongation, saturated fatty acid; sphingolipid biosynthetic process. The transcript is spliced from 8 exons. Gene Ontology annotation, molecular function: fatty acid elongase activity.
ACGUUCUUACUGUAGAUACCCGGUGCGGCAGCCUUCGCAUCCACGGGGCGGCUCUCUGGCUUUGCUCGGCUCCGGCAUCCUCCGGGUUCUGCGGGCUACAGGCUCUCCUGCCAUCUCUUCGUCGCUGCUCAAAGCUGCUGCCGGUUUUGGGAGUAAGAGGAGGCUUUAAAAUGGAGCAUUUUGAUGCAUCACUUAGUACCUAUUUCAAGGCAUUGCUAGGUCCCAGAGAUACCAGAGUAAAAGGAUGGUUUCUUCUGGACAAUUAUAUCCCUACAUUUAUCUGCUCUAUUAUAUACUUGCUAAUUGUAUGGCUUGGACCAAAAUAUAUGAAGAAUAGAGCAGCAUUCUCUUGCCGGAAAAUUUUAGUAGUGUACAACGUUGGACUCACAUUGUUGUCUCUCUAUAUGUUUUGUGAGUUAGUGACAGGAGUAUGGGAAGGCAGAUACAACUUCUUCUGCCAGGGCACACGCAGUGCGGGAGAAUCUGAUAUGAAGAUUAUCCGAGUUCUCUGGUGGUACUACUUCUCCAAACUUAUAGAAUUCAUGGACACCUUUUUCUUCAUCUUGCGCAAGAACAACCACCAGAUCACUGUCCUGCAUGUCUACCACCAUGCCUCCAUGCUGAACAUCUGGUGGUUUGUGAUGAACUGGGUCCCCUGCGGCCACUCUUAUUUUGGUGCCACACUUAACAGCUUCAUCCAUGUCCUCAUGUACUCAUACUAUGGCCUGUCAUCUAUCCCUUCCAUGCGACCAUACCUGUGGUGGAAGAAGUACAUCACUCAGGGCCAGCUGAUUCAGUUUGUACUGACAAUCAUCCAGACCAGCUGUGGAGUUAUCUGGCCGUGUUCAUUCCCUCUUGGUUGGCUGUACUUCCAGAUUGGCUACAUGAUUUCUCUGAUUACGCUCUUCACAAACUUCUACAUUCAGACUUAUAAGAAGGGGGCCUCCCGGAGGAAAGAGCACCUGAAAGACCACCAGAAUGGGUCUGUAACUGCUGUGAAUGGACACACCAACAGAUUUUCCACCCUGGAAAAUAAUGUGAAGCUGAGGAAACAACGGAAGGACUGAAGUGGAAGAGCUGAAAACCUCCAAAUCAUGUUGUCGUCUGAUUGUAAGCACAAUAGGAUUUGUGCCCGAUGCUCGUUAACAGCUGCUGUAACUAGUUCGGCCUACAAAUAGUGAGAUUUGUGUAGGACCUCUUUAUCAUCAGUUCAAAACCCCUAGAAAAUGUAUACAGAUUAUACAAGUAGGCAUAAGAUUUUUAACAUUUCUGGGCUCUCAUUGACCCUUGCGCUAGACUGUGGAGGGAGUAUUAUUGUAGUAUAUAACACUGCUGUUGCCUUAUUAGUUAUAACACGAUAGGUGCUGAAUUGUGAUCCACAAUUUAAAAACACUGUAAUCCAAACUUUUUUUUUUACUGUAGAUCAUGCAUGUGAUUGUAAAUUUGUAUAAAGUUGUUAUAGUAAACACACAUGCCUUAAAGUUGAAAAGCAGGGCCCAAAGCUUGUUAGCUUAAAUUAGAGUGUAUUUUGAUUUUUUUAAAUUCAUUUUAAUAGCUAUGUUUAGAAACAAAAUUAAAGACCAUGAUUUAUAAAGCUAGCUAGCGUGUGACACAUAAUUUUAAGUGACCUCUAUGUGUAAAAUAAAAAAAAAAAUGGCACCUUCGGUUUUAUAAUAUUGGCUUUAGAGCAGGCAAACUCAAUCCAGUGGGACAGAUGGUUUAGCUUUUUAACAGAUCUUAUUUUUUUAUUUUGAGUACUACUUUUAAUGUAAGAAAAAAGUAUACGGAGGCUCUUCACCAGUUGAAGAAAUUUAAAUAUAGAUUCCUUGUCUUCAAGAUUUUAGGGAGUAUGUAGGAUUGGUAUUUUUAAUUUCUGAUGUGCUUAGUGUUUUUAUACAGGAAACAAAGCCCAUUGUGUUUUCCACUCUUGAGAGAAUGGACAUACACUUACUUUUUAAAGACAGAUGGUUGAAUAUUUACUAUUUGACAGAGUCUCAUAGAUAAAUAAUGGGGAGCUGGUUGCCAGGGUCCAAAUUUGGAUUGGUUUCAAAUGUGCCUAGCUUAACAAAAUUGUUAAGGGGGAAAUAAGAUGAAUGUUAGAAGUCAAAAUAAAAUUAAACACCUACAGCGUAAGUGAACUUGGAAAUUGGAUAAGAUAGUGUCAUGUAAAUAUGAUCAUACGAGUAACUUUUUUUCCCUGCUUUUAAUUUAAAGAUUUGUUUAGAAUCCCUUGUUUAAAACUAAUAGACUGGUUUAACAUAACAUCAUGCCACAUUUUUAAGGCCAUGGUCAAAUAGAUAACUAUUGUAUUUGUCAUUCUAAAGUGUUGGAAUUCAGCUUCUCCAUUGGUGAGGGAAGAGGUUAUAUUCAGUGAAUCACUCAUGACACAUUUAGAAGGUCACUGACAGUGUGUAAAUUGUUGGUUUGAUAUUUAUGUAAAGAUCAUGCUUUAAUUUUGCACAUUCAUCUUAUAGGGAGCCAAUUGGCUCUUAUUUUUUCUUGUGGGUGGGUUUUCUGUUGGAAGGAGUCACAGCAUCUGUUUACAUUUAUUUACCUUAUCAGAUCUAGAAUGUGUAUAUUUGUAAAUGUCUCUGUAGGUACUAGUUUGCAAACAUCUUUACAUAUUUCAGUACAGAAACUAUAACAUUCAGUAGUGUGCUGUCAACAUGUGCUUUAGCUCAUCUGGGUAUAUCCACACUAAUAAAUAAUGUCUAAACAUUAAUCAUUAAAACAAUUUUGAUUA